Messenger RNA from Teleopsis dalmanni, 1420 nucleotides. RefSeq names its product snRNA-activating protein complex subunit 3-like. The record is from RefSeq and is a predicted model, not a curated record. Gene Ontology annotation, cellular component: snRNA-activating protein complex. Bases 237 to 1409 code for a protein of 390 amino acids. Gene Ontology annotation, biological process: snRNA transcription by RNA polymerase II; snRNA transcription by RNA polymerase III. The transcript is spliced from 2 exons. Lineage: Eukaryota; Metazoa; Arthropoda; Insecta; Diptera; Diopsidae. Gene Ontology annotation, molecular function: core promoter sequence-specific DNA binding; RNA polymerase II cis-regulatory region sequence-specific DNA binding; bent DNA binding.
UUAAAAUACAAUUAUCAGUAUAUAAUUGUUAGAUGACUCAAUAGUAUUACAAAUUUUAAAUGAAUUAUAUGGAGUGCUGUAAACAUUCCUAAGUACACUGUUUUGGAAUAUAGAUUUUUUUGUUGCGCGCCAUGGAACGCUGCGCAAAUAGUUUACACAUGAAACUAGUAGAUAUGAAGUUUCUGAUUGUUUUCUCAAUGUAAUACUUAGCAUUAUACUUAGGGAUUCCCAGUGAGAUGGCUGAAAACAGGCAUAUAUUAGAAAUAACAACUGAAGUAAACAUGCGACCUCUCAUCUCGAUUAAAGAGUUUCUAAAUGAAUAUACGCUUAAACUCAAGAAUGAUUUCAUUUACUCUGAAGAAAAUUCGUUUCCAAAUUUUAAUAUGAAAAAAUUCAUGAGAAAUACUGUAGAUGACAAGGGCUUAGAAGAAUUAGAGAAAUUAACUGAUAUAGAACAACUUCUUCAAAGCUGUGAUGAAGAAGCAAAUAUGGGAACUGAAAGCGAUUCUGACUUUUUGAGUCAUCAGUUUUAUGCCGAUUUUAAAGCAACACGCGACAGUAGUCCAUUUCAACGUACAGCUGAGUCGUAUAGAAUGCUGACAAUACCGUAUCAAAAGAAAAGGUUUCAGGAUCAUAAAUAUUUCAAUGAGGUUAUUGUGACAAUCCGUUUUUACAAGCCUAAAGAUUAUGCGAAGAAAUAUGUUUUUGAAGAAGAAUUUCAAUGUUUGGGAAGUAAUUUAUUGUGUGAGUUACGUGACAAAAUCAAAUGUAUUUGCAAGAAAAAGAGAUUUUUCGAUAUAAGCGAUGAUCCAUUUGCUGAACUUCCUGAUACGUUAUCGAAUCCUGCAUUUUUUUUUAUAACUGACACAUUUUACAAUGAUAUGCGUAAUCCACAAACUCCUGACUAUUCAAAGGUAAUUCUAGAAUGGGCCAAGGAAGCCAAGGGUUACGAAAACUUUGAAUUAAAUGUGAAAAAUAUGCAGGAUACGCGUUUUCUGGAUUUGUCGGUUAGUUUUGGAUUUCCGCAGCUUUAUAUGCAUCAUGGAAAUUGCGAACAUGUGUUCGUCUUUUCGCAACUGGAUAUUUUGACUCCAAAUAAAUAUAACGUAGACCCAAAAUGCUAUCCACUGUUGGUAUCGUACAACACAUACAACAAUCGUAUAUGUCCAAUGUGCGCGAAACAGAACUACACUUUCAUAGUGGAAAAUAGUAAUCGACAACUGCAUGAUCUGACUCCUUUAUGCCUUGAUUGUCUAACGGGUUUUCACUACAUAGAUGACAUCAAACAACAUAAUUUUAAUGCCUAUCGUGUUCGUGAGAUUGAAGACAAUAGAAAUGGCAGAACUGAAGAUGGAAAUAGAUUAUCAACUGAUGAAAAUGCGUCAUCAACUGAUGAAAAUACUAUUUAAUAAAAAAAAUA